AUGGUCCAAGGUUACAAGGGGCCGACCAUCGUUUUCCUCGGACUCCUGCAGGCCCUCUGCCUGCUGGCCCUCCUGGCCGUCCGCCAGCGGGCUAUCGGCCUCGCCGCCGCCGCCGCCGCUGCGCCUCCGCCGCCGCCGCCGGCCACGCCGCCGCUCGAGCGGCGCGACGGCAGCGCCGGCGGCGCGCCCGACGACUUUGCGCCACUGGCGGCGUCCCUGUUUGGGAUGCACGGCCUGCAGCUCUUCUACUGCAGCGGCCACUUUUGCGAGUUUUCCGGGCUGCAGUACGCGUCGUCAUUCAUCGGGUUCGAUGACAUGGCGCCCCUGGUGUCGGGCCCGCUGCUCUUAGUCAACACCUUUGGGCCGCUGAUGCUGUUGUGCCUCUCGCUGCCGCUGGCCGUCGCCGCCGGCCGCCUGGCAGGGGGCAGCGGCGGCGGCAGCGCGGACACCGCGCGCGGCGGUGGCGGCGAGGGGCAGGGCGCCCUGGCGGGGGCGCUGCUGUGGGCGAGCGGGGCGCGCGCGGCCGCGCUGUGCGUGUGCGUCGCGAGCGCGGCGGUGCAGCAGGGGCACAUACUGCUGUGGGCGAUAUUCGCGCCCAAGCUGGUUUUUGAGAUGUGGCUGUGCGCGGUGGCCGACGCGUUCCUGCUGCUGGGCGCCUGGGUGUUGCCUGCGUGGUGA
Messenger RNA from Monoraphidium neglectum, 678 nucleotides. RefSeq lists its product as hypothetical. Gene Ontology annotation, molecular function: mannose-ethanolamine phosphotransferase activity. The coding region runs from base 1 to 678 and encodes 225 amino acids. The record is from RefSeq and is a predicted model, not a curated record. The transcript has a single exon. Gene Ontology annotation, cellular component: endoplasmic reticulum membrane. Lineage: Eukaryota; Viridiplantae; Chlorophyta; Chlorophyceae; Sphaeropleales; Selenastraceae. Gene Ontology annotation, biological process: GPI anchor biosynthetic process.